Messenger RNA from Papilio machaon (common yellow swallowtail), 2931 nucleotides. Its product is annotated as F-BAR domain only protein 2. Gene Ontology annotation, biological process: clathrin coat assembly; clathrin-dependent endocytosis. The transcript has a single exon. NCBI's taxonomy places the organism in Eukaryota, Metazoa, Arthropoda, Insecta, Lepidoptera, Papilionidae. The record is from RefSeq and is a predicted model, not a curated record. The coding region runs from base 136 to 2817 and encodes 893 amino acids. Gene Ontology annotation, cellular component: plasma membrane; clathrin-coated vesicle; cytoplasm.
UAAGUGCCACAAUGGAGGAAUCUUCAUUUACUAUUCCAGCUGAUGACAAUGGUGAUUCUGAGCUUGAUCCUAGAAUACAGGUCAGUGAGUGACAAUAUAUUGAAUAAUUAAUUGUUCACCUUUGUAACUGCAAAAAUGAGUGUCAACUUCGUAGAUUAUUUCGCCAACGAGCAUUAUGGAUAUGAUAUUUUAUAUCAAAACAUGAAAUUCGGAUUUAUAGCCAGCAAAGAACUCUCGGAGUAUCUUAGGGAGCGAUCAAACAUUGAGGAGACGAAUUCUAAGUUAUUAGCUAAACUAGCUAAACAAGCUAAUAGCAAUUGCGCACAGGGUACAUUUGCACCUUUUUGGACCGUUCUAAAAUGUUCAGCGGAAAAACUGUCAAACUUACAUCAGCACAUGUUCCAAAAGGUUGGUGAACUUGUCAAAGAUGUUGCUCGUUAUGCUGAGGAGUUACAUAAAAAGCAUAAGGCUGUUAAAGACUCAGAAUCGAGUACAUUAGAAGUUGUUUUACUGAUACAAAGCACAAAGCAAGCCUUGCAGAAAGCUAAGGAUGUGUAUACAACAAAGUCAACUGAGCUAGAGAAACUACGCAAAGAUAAUGCAUCUGCUAAAGAUAUUGAAAAAUCUGAAGUGAAACUAAAAAAACUUCAUGAGGACUAUAGACAACUUGCUGAGAAGUACAAUCUUGUGAAACAAGAUUUUGAAAAGAAAAUGACACAAACUUGUAAACAUUUCCAGGAUGUUGAAGAAGCUCAUCUAAAACAAAUGAAACAGUUUGUAAAUGUUUAUGCAGACAUUAUUCAGAACAAUCACGAUAUGAUGGGACAAGUUCAUAGGGACUUUAAGCACCAAUGCCUAGAGUUGACCGUUGAAAAGUUAUUAGAACAGUUUCUGGUAGAAAAGUAUAAUGCAAUAGAUAAAGCUAAUCUUGUUGAAUUGCCACCUGCACUCCCUAAACCUGGUUCUGCUAAUAAUUCUAUUUCAGAAGCAGACCAAAUAUCAACAAUUUCCAAUGGCUCACAUAAACCACAACCAGUUCCUAAAACGGCAGCUAAAAAAGAUCAACAAUCAUUUGUUACAAAAACUUCUAGAAGGACUACCUCUCUUCUUAAUUUGUUCACACCAAAUUUCCAAAGUAAAGAUGAGCCUAGCGUAAGUGCCGAUGGGGCAGCACCAUGCUCAGCUCCAUCCAGCCCCAGUGGCACUUCAGCCACACCUGCGGCUCAGGAUAAAGAUGACAACAUGGGACGAUCAACAUUCCGGGAAUCUAAAUGGUUUCGCAGUAGACGUACAAAAACUAAAAAUAAGAAAUUGAAAAAGAAAAAGGAUGAAAUUUCAGAGAAUUCAAAUGCAGGUGAUAGGUCUGAUUUAGAAGAGAAAGAGGAAGAAGUGCCCACAAAAGAUGAUUUAAUGAAUUCCCCUGAGGUUGAUGAGGAAGGGUUCUGUAUAAGGCCUAAAGAUGAAAAAGGGAGUGUGUACUCUUCUUCUGACUCAGAUUCUGAGGAAGAAAGAGAACAGAAGAUUCAUGUUGAAAUUAAACCUAUUACUAAUGGUAGUGCCCCCAUGUCGGCUAGUGUAGAUGAACUGAGAGCCACAGUUGAAAACAUAUCUUUGUACAAAAUUGGUACAACUCGCAGAGGCUCCAAUGCAAAUACAAGUAAAGCCAGUAGUGACCUCCUGGAUAUCAAUUUCUUUCAAAGUCCCAAUAUAAGCAAUCCAGCCUCACCACAUGGCAAUGUUUCAAAUCCAUAUGCACCUUUGCAGCCGAACCAAUCACACUUAUUGGAAAGCCCUACUCCAGUUUCAACUGCGGAUGUCGGAGACCUUUUCUCUGAAGUUGGGGAUUUGGGGCAAUCUAACUUCAGAACAUCGACUCCCACAAUAACAACUAUUUCUCUGCCUAGACCGCCUUCGCGGCGAUCUGAAGGAGACUUUCGAGCAGCUGCGUCCUCAGGUUCUAGAGGGCCCUCUCCUCUCACAAUAGGUAUGGCAGAUACUAUACCCCUUGCUGUAGCUUUCCAUGAAAUUAUUCACUCCUAUUUUAGAGGAACAGAAGAGAGUAAAUGUCAAGUAAAAAUGUCAGGAGAUAUGAUGUUAUCAUUCCCAACUGGCAUAGUGGGAGUUUUAGCCAACAACCCCAAUCCAGCAAAGUUAUGUUUCAGACUAAAAAAUAUACAUAGACUAGACAAUGUCUUACCUAACAAGCAACUGAUUAGUAUCAACACAAUGAUGUCAACGAGAGAUACUACUGUUGUAGAUUUCAACAUGCCUGCAUUAACAUCAUUGUUGAAAAGACAAUCUGAAAAGAAUCCAACGGCUCAAUAUUUCAAUGUAGAUAUAUUGAAGUAUCAAAUACGGCCCAAAACCGGAGCAGCAUCAUGUCCAUUUCAAUUAGUUUCUUAUUGGAAAUGUGAACAAGAUCACACAGAUCUGAAAGUAGAUUAUAAAUAUAAUCUUCAUGCGAUGAGUCCUCCAUCCCCUCUUCUCAAUGUUUCAGUUUGUGUACCCAUCAAUGUGGGUGUUAAAAAUGUUAUAGCCAUGCCCAAGAGUAUAUGGAAUGGAGAAAAUGGUCAGGCAUUGUGGAGAUUCACAGAGCUGUCUCAGCACUCUGAAGAUAGAGGGGUGGGAUCGUUGAGGGCUAGAUUCGAACUGAACAAUGGUCCAUCAUCUAAAGGAACUAUAUCCGCUCAGUUUAACUGUGAAGGGGCUACUCUAUCCGGUAUAGAGUUCGAACUAGUAGGUAGCGGUUAUCGCCUAUCUCUAGUGAAACGACGUUUCGUUUCUGGAAAAUAUAUUUGUGAUAGUGAUUUUUACUAAUUGGUCCAAUACCUUAUGAAUUACAUUUUAAUAUUUCUUUCGAUGUACAGAAUAUGCGAUGCUAAGUAAUUUUGUUUGAGAUAGAUGUAUGUACCUUAUAGGAUUGUUUCCUGU